UAUAUAGGAGCAAGAAAUAACGUCUUAUUCUUACCACUCUUCAGCUCCUUACAGAUUAGAACAAGAUUUAUAACUUGUUGUAUGAAGUGAAAAAAAGCUGAAAGGAAGAAGAAAUGGAGGAGCAGAUGAUUGGCUUUGAGGAGAGAAGCAACAAGAUCAGCAGGAAGGAAGUGGUUGAAGUUGUUGAAGAAGAAGAGGUGGUUCUUCCUGGAUUCCGGUUUCAUCCGACCGACGAGGAGCUCGUCGGAUUCUAUCUCCGGCGAAAGGUGGACAAGAAGAAGCCUCUCUCCAUUGAUAUCAUCAAGCAGAUUGAUAUAUACAAGUAUGAUCCAUGGGACCUUCCAAAAUUGAGCAAUAUUGGUGAGAAGGAAUGGUACUUCUUCUGCAUGAGGGGAAGGAAAUACAGAAACAGCAUAAGGCCUAACAGAGUAACAGGAUCUGGUUUCUGGAAGGCGACCGGCAUCGAUCGACCGAUAUACUCUUGCAGUAACCCCGACGAAUGCAUCGGCCUCAAGAAAUCUCUGGUUUAUUACAGAGGAAGUGCAGGAAAAGGAUCCAAAACUGAUUGGAUGAUGCAUGAAUUCAGACUUCCUUCCUCCAACAAAACCAGCAAUAAGAGCCCUCCCAGCAUCAAUGAAGCAGAAUCAUGGACGAUAUGCAGAAUAUUCAAGAGAAAUAUAUCAUUCAAGAAGUACACACAGCAGAUGAAAUGGAAGGAAGCUGGGGGAAUCGGAAUGCAGAACUCUGCGGAUUCGAGCUCGAAGACGAGCAGUUUAGAUUCAGAAACUGGAGAAGAACAUACAUACUUGCAUGGAGGAUGCAAUCAGAGCUAUGUGAACAGAUAUAUGGAGGAGAAUUGGCAGUUAUGUGCAGCUGGACAGUGGAACUCUGAAGUUCAGACAAAUAGUAUCAGUUUACAGUCAAACUUGGUGAAUUUGAAUCAGAAUGAGAUUUUCAGAGAGGGAAACUGGGAUGAAAUUGGAAGAAUGGUGGAUUAUAUGACGGAACCAGUCAUCACAUAUGACUCUAUAUAUUUUUGAAGCAGCUAUGAUAGUUAAGAUUUUGCUUUGGUGUGCCUCUUUUUUGGUUUUUUUUUUUUUUUUCUUCAUAAUUAAGGAAUUAACAGUGGAGGCUGUAUAAUGGAGCUAAUUUUGUGAAAAAUAUAUGGAUUAUAUGUUAUGAAUCAGUGAAAUCAUCCCUUUUUUAGUGUGA
Molecule: messenger RNA, 1212 nt
Organism: Dendrobium catenatum
Lineage: Eukaryota; Viridiplantae; Streptophyta; Magnoliopsida; Asparagales; Orchidaceae
Product: transcription factor JUNGBRUNNEN 1
Exons: 4
Coding region: 114-1040 (308 amino acids)
Biological process (GO): regulation of DNA-templated transcription
Molecular function (GO): DNA binding
Source: RefSeq, a predicted model, not a curated record